Messenger RNA from Nicotiana attenuata, 4674 nucleotides. RefSeq lists its product as uncharacterized. The coding region runs from base 2677 to 3843 and encodes 388 amino acids. Lineage: Eukaryota; Viridiplantae; Streptophyta; Magnoliopsida; Solanales; Solanaceae. The record is from RefSeq and is a predicted model, not a curated record. The transcript is spliced from 2 exons.
CAACUUCUUCUUUCUCUCUUCAAUUAAGAACGAGCUAUUCUUUGUGUGGCCGUGGAGUAGGCAAAAAUUGCCGAACCACGUAAAUCUUAUCUUGUCUUGUGCAAUUUGUGUUUUUCUCUUUUAAAUAUUUUUCCCUUCUAUUAGCUUGACAGUCUUCCCAACAGUACCAUGGGCUCAUUUUGGCCCCCACACAGAAGUCACCAGCGUCUCCAAAGCAGGAGAUCACAAUCGCGGGAAGACCUUAGUUCUUCACUGGCUGAGGUGCACUAAUCGAAGGUCUAAACCUGACGGCAAUAUAUCUUUCUUGAAGACAAUCAUAGGUGGUAGAAGAAUCCCAACAAUUCAGCCCAAAUUGCCAGGACUAGCGUGUGAAUCUAAUGAAAUAUGGCCUUCUUCUCUUUUAGAGGCACCAUACAACACAUAGCAUAGAUUAGCGCCACAGGGCAUUGAUGUUUGAGAAGAGAACUCCAGUUGAUUAAUCAAUUUCGUGGCUGCAAAGCAUCAGAGAAGUUGUCACAAUGUGGAGCUUGACAAAAAUUUGCACCCAGUGAACGUUGGGGUUAUUAAUUGGACUCUCAACUAUGAUUCAAAUUUGCAAGUCCGGUUUUUGACAUUUUUUGAAAGAGGAACAAAAAUCUCACCAUAUUGAAACCUUGCAAGGUGGCUAUCAUAUGUGCUGCUUCAUAGAAAUGAGGGUAGCUAAGCUUGUUGAGGUUCAAAACGGUAGAAAAAAGAAGUUUUCCUUGACUGAGGCUAAGGUCAAAAAAUUUGGACGCUCAUUUAAGGAAUAUGUUAUUCUCACUAUGUCACAAUCAUUCCCUCGGCCAAUUAUAGAAUCAUGCCAGCAUUAUCUCAGAUCUUUCGUAUGAAAGCAUUGGCACAUGUUAUUACUAGGUGGUUUGAUUAAUCUCUUGCGUACUAGAAUUCAUAAAGAAGAAAACAUUGCAAAUCAAAAGUUUACUUGUGCUGGUGCUUGUACCAAAUCAGUAAAUGUAUCUUUUGUACCUUUUACUCACCUAACUAUGUUUGAUUAGUAUGAAUUUCUACUCAAUUUGGUUCUUACCAAAGUAACUCCUUUCAUCAACAAUUCACCCUAGGUUCUAACCCCUGUUUUCUUUACCAUUUCUUAUGAUAACUCGCAUAGGCAGAUCCAGGAUUUGAAGUUUAUGGGUUCAAAUUCGAUAUUUUACCAUAUUGCAUCUAAUUUACUGGGUUCAAAAUCUAUUUUUGCAACUUAUUUAGCUGGAUUUUUAACACCUAUACAGAGCCUAAGCCGUAGUUACUGGGUUCAGGUGAACCCAUAACUUCUUCAUCGACUCCGCCCCUGAUAACUCGUGAAGUUGGAAGCAGUCGUUAGCCCACGGGUAAGAAAUUGUUAAACUCAGGCUUGCUCACACCUUUUUACACACACUUAAAAUUUUCAGUUUCAUUAAUCUGAACACGUAGUACAGGUCCUUUCUUUUUUUUCACGCCAAAAAUGAUGUUUACACACACCUAAGUUGAGAAUUUGCACAUACCUCGGGUAUCUGUAAAUAGGGAGACGUGCCUCUCCAAUUCUAGAGCUCUUUCACCAAGUUUCUCAAAUCACAUCCUCUCGUAUUUCAACUGAGAGUCUUUCGCAAACCUAAACAAGAAAGUGAUUACUUUUUCAUUUGUUCUAAUGGACUAUUAUGUUUCGCAAUGUGUAUAUUGUUUCUUCUUAGUUCCAACUUUUUUCUGCCAAUACCAAUAUUUCAUGAAAAAUUCAAAUUUCCUAUUUCAUCAUUUGCCAACUUUUCCGUACAAAAAAAAAAGAAAAGGGAAAUUUACGUUUGCCAAACAAAGCUUACAACUUAAAAGAUAUUUUAACCCAAAAUAAAAGUAUUGCAAUGUGUAUACGGUUGAAACCGGACUCAUCUAUUGCAAGACAGACCGGGGUUGAAAUAGGAUGGGUUAAAGAUCGACACCGGAUUGUAUCGAGCCAAGAUACGAAGUUAGAGCAUGCGUCUUCAAGAUCAUCGAGCCCAUAGCUCCGGAACUGACCCCAACUCCGACCAAGCUCAAGGAAAUAUUAUCGGACCGAAUGACGGAAGACCAAAAUAUCCGUAACCGGCGCAUAUCACUGUGGGAAUCUCGCCACGUAUCAACGAGCGGCCGAAUAAUUAGCAAACCAUGAGAUUUCUUACCUUUUGUGGAAUUGUAUCUAAAGUAGGACUCCCCUCGAGUACAAUCUCACCAUGUUUGAAAAUCAAGCAACCUCCAGUGUGCCUGACAACAAUGUGAUUGAGUCCUCACCAGUCAGCAUUCCAGCGGUGAACUCCUCCCCCAACACAAUCACUAGUCUAAACCCUAAAGCAGAGUCUCCUCCACACUCCACUCCCUCUCCUACCCACUCCGACUCUGUUCCUUGUCUAAGCAAGGCUAAGAAUGUCUGUCCUCCUCCAGUCUCACCGGUUAAACAAAGUAAACAGGGUAAACGAGGGAACCUCGUUCAGGAAUCUUCAACUCUCUCCAUGGUUGGGCACUCGAGUGAAGAUCCAGUGAUUAGUCAUGAAGAGACUGAGACAACCAUGACAGGCCACGGUUAUACAGGUAUCACUCCCUCUGCUGAAAUUUCCAUGAAACCACAAGAAAGAGAGGGGCUAGAAAAUAUGCUUUCCAUUGCUUCAGAAGGGAUUGUUGUAGAGGAAGGUGGAGAUGUGUCGUGAGUUUCACGGGGAAGAGCUUCAGUCCACAGAAGACUGGGGAGAACUUGUUCUUUUUGAACAAUCUACUCAAGAUGAAACUACUGGGGUCCCAAGUGAUGAACCUGAUCCCUCCAAGGAGGAUCCAGGUCAGGGGUCAUCUCCCCAGGCCAGUGUUAAUCCUGCUCCUUCUCCCCACUUCUAUGCUGAGCCUCUGAAUAUGGUGGUGCCUGAGACGAAUUCUAAUAGUGAAGAAGACGCAGAUGAUUUGGCAUAUGUUAGUUUUAUCAGGGCUAGGAAUAAGUCAGUUGCAGCUCCAGAGUCAACCCCUAAGCGACCCAUUACUCGGUUGCAGCAAAGGGAGGCUUGGGAGUCUACUCUCAAGAAGAGUCAAAGGAGCAAGAGAAAGAAAAGGCUGGUAAAGGAUGGAAAAGUUGUGCAUGAAAAGGUCGUCCCUGUGGUAAAUGUGGAUGAGGAAGCUGAAGAGGAACCUAGUUCCUUAACCCACAAGUUCUCAAAGCAGAAGCACUCUCAUUCUCAAUCAAUAAGGCACACUUCUACACAUGCUGAAGGUCCUUCCAAGAGUGCUAAUGCUACUUCCAGUGAAAAGUUGGUGAAAAUUUCUGGUGAUAAGACAGUGAAAGAGAGUGGUGACGCGUCUGAUAAUGAAAAAGUUGAAAAAUCUGGUGAACUUGUGCAGAAAAAGUCAAUGGAGAAGGGAAAGUCUGUUCGCAAGUCAGUAAAAAGAGAAAUGGAUGAUGAUGAGGAACCUGGUUCCAUCAAAAAAGCAAAAGUUAGUGAGUCUCCGAGUUCUGAGAAAAGGAAGUUGAGAAAUCAGAAAGUACUGUGGGCUCGCACAUUUGCCUCUAACAUUCUAGUUUUUGCUGGGAUGAGACAAUUAAUGGACAUUUGUGAUUCUCAACAAUGGACCAAUCUGUUUAGAAAUGAGGUUCCCAAAGUGUAUGAAGAAGUGGUACGGAGUUUCUAUACCAGCCUCUUCACAGUAGAAGGUGAUCAAAUCUGUGUGUUGAUAAAUGGGGUGGACAUAGUGAUGGACUCUGCCUUAUUGGGGUCAAUUCUGGAUGUUCCUGCCGAAGGACUGUCGUCUGCUCAGGGUUCCUGUACAUCAAACUUCAGAAAUGUCAUUGUCAAGGACAAGGCAAUACAGCAUGGGGAAUAGGUGCAUAAGAAGGCACUCCUUCCAGUAUAUCAGUUGCUCUUUGAGAUGGUUAACAAAGUGUUGCUUCCGGGCGCUGAGAGAAGAUCUGUUGCAUCCAAAGCUGACCUAUUCCUUAUGGAAGCCUUGGAUAAUUUUACCACCAUCAAUUUGCCUGCCAUAAUGAUUGAUUAUAUGCAGAAGAUAGAAAACCUUAAGGAUGGGAAUCCUUGACUACCCUAUGUUUUUCUUCUCACAAAGGUCUUGAGUUCUUCAAGGUACCUCUGGGACAGGCCAAAGUGGGCACUAAAAAGCAAUCCUUUUCAGAAACUACUCUUGAGGAGUGUGAGUGCAUUGACAAGGUCGGGGAGGAGUUGAAAGCACUUCCACUAUUUCUCAACUGAUAAAUGCUCAGAACAGUACCACAGAGGGGAUCAGGAAGUUGAAGGCUAGGAACGAAAUUCUUGAGAGUCAGCUCAGUCAGUUACAAGAGGCACCUGGUUCUAGUAGUUCUCAUAGCUCAGAAGUUGCACGCCUAACAAAGGAGAAUACUGAACUUAGAAAACAGGUGUAGGACCUGAAAGAAAGAUUGCUCAAUGAGCAAAUGUCCACGAAUGCUCGCAUGGAUCUUGUUCUCCAAACCCUUGCUGCCUCUUCCAAGCCCUCUUCCUCCAGUGUCCCCAAAAGAAUGUCCCAUCAGUGUCCAUCUUCUUAAGUUGUGUUUGGUGAUGUAUUUUUUGUUUGUUUCUGGCAAUUGUUUUUUGUUUGUUUUAAACUAUGGAUGAAAACAAUGAUUCUGCUCCCGCCUGUAAAAGUCCAAAUCUGGCUAAUGAAAGUGAUUUCCUUUUUGCUGUU